Messenger RNA from Paramisgurnus dabryanus, 3738 nucleotides. RefSeq lists its product as uncharacterized. The record is from RefSeq and is a predicted model, not a curated record. Lineage: Eukaryota; Metazoa; Chordata; Actinopteri; Cypriniformes; Cobitidae. Gene Ontology annotation, biological process: T cell costimulation; positive regulation of T cell proliferation; immune response. Gene Ontology annotation, cellular component: external side of plasma membrane.
AACAUUUUCAGUUUGUUCAGGUAGAGUUUGCUUAAAAUGAAAGUGAGUAGUAGUGAUUUGUGAAAGGCAACAAAUGCCACAGCAAGUUUUGUACAAUAUUUUACUAUGAAGUUGGUGACUGUGAUUUUAAGCUUUAUAUGGAUCCUGCCUUUAACUCUGAGUGGAGACGCUCAUGUGACCUGUCUUUACUCUGAGGAGUGUGUGUUACCAUGUGAAUCAAAUCUCCAUGACAUUAUUCACUGGAAUAAGCAGGACAAAACGGUCCAUUCAUUCUACCACCAAAAAGAUCAACUGGAAUAUCAGUCUGCAGAAUACAAAGGAAGAACAUCACUGUUCUCACAAUCUGAAAUCAAUAAAGGAAAUGUAUCGCUCAUUCUAAAACAGAUCCAAAUCCAAGAUGAAGGGAGAUACAAGUGUUAUGCAGCAAGUGAUAAAUUAAACGAUGAAAAAUAUGUUGCUGUCUCGGUUGUAGCUCCUGUCAAAUCAGUGGAUAUCACAUUAAAAAAGGACACAGUCACCUGCAUCACCAGUGGAGUUUAUCCAGAACCAACAGUGUUAUGGUCUUCAGAGCCAGCAGUAGGAGAACCAGGGAACAAUUACAGCAACAAAACAGAUGAAAACCUUUUGGUGGUAACCAGUGAACUUAAAAUAGGCAACAUCAAUGACGACUACACAUACAACUGCUCAAUAACCAAUAAGACAGACAACAGCAGACUUUAUACAGCUACUCUGAAACAGCAAGAAAUCUCAGUGACAGAUGAAGUAACUCUCCCGUGUCCAUUUACUAAAGACAACAACUUCAUCUUAACAUUUUCCACCAAUGUAUUGAGAUAUAACAGUCAAACCUCUGACCAACAAAUCUCUGAUGUGUGGAAAGACAAAGUGAGCUUUUCCCCAGAAGAUGGGACAAUAAAACUUUAUCAUUUAAAUAAAGAGCAUUCAGGAACUUACACCUGUAAAACUACAACAGAUACUACAUUCACUAAACACGUGGUUUCAGGGAAUGAGGAUACUUUUAAAUGUCCAGUCACUGAAGACCACAACUACAAUAUCACCUUGAAUUUUGACACUGCUGUUCUGAGCUAUGACAGCCAAACUUCAACAAAACUGAUUUCUGAUCAGUGGAAGAACAGGAAUACCUUUCCACCUGAAGACACUGGAGUAGUUAAACUCAAUGGUCUCAAUAACAAAGAGCAUUCAGGGACAUACACCUGUAUGAGCUCUACAGCCCAAAAUAAAUACAUCAUACACACUGUAGUAACACUAACAGGUGUGACAGCUAACACAACCUUACUGGCAUCUGUUAUCCCUUGUAUACUUAUAGUCCUUACAUUGUCAGUUGUGAUAAUUUUUCAUAUAAGAAAAAAAAGGGCUUUUCGAAAAGGCAAGGAUGCUGACAAGAGUAAAGCGACAGAGGAAACAAAACUCAAUGGAUCAAAAGAUGCUGACAAGAGUAAAACAACAGAGGAAACAGAAUUCAAUGGAUUAACAGAAGAUGCCAAUGAUGAAACAACAAAACCUUAAUCUGAAACUGCUCAAAGAGGCGUACCCUGAAACUCUGAAAUAAAUAAAUCUGCCUUCCUAAAAAUAAUUUUUGAUUUCUGUCAAGAGUUGAACAUCAACAGAAGAUUUUCCUGAGCAGAAACCCUUCAAAAAACUGUCCUCUGGAGAAACCAUUGAAACAACAGUAACCUGGUUUGUUCAUUUAUCUAUAUGUAGAUUAAAAAACUUCUACAUACUCUACAGUUUAUGAAGAGUCUUGUGGAUGAAACAUAACAAGGAAUUCCAGGACCUGCUUUAUUUAUUAUUUUGUUUAUAUUUAUAUUAAAUAUAAGCAAUAAAGACUGGAGACAAACAAGAUAACAGAGAAACCAGUGAGACUUGAAGUGAUACUCCUUGUACUGUCAAGCCUGUGUACAUAAUUGUCUUUACAUGACUGACCGACCAAGUGUUGGAUUUAUUUGAGCCUAAACAUCUUACUGGAUUCAUUGGACCUUCAAACACCACUGCAGGCAUACUAACCUCCAAGUUGUGAAGCCUGAGAAUACAUUUUUAAUGCUUGAAGGACUUUUUAUUUCCUUUUGUCAUAUUUGACCUCUGUCAGAAGUGGAUGGAUUAGAUUCCAGUCAUACAGAGGCAGUGAGGUGUGGAUGAAACCAGUUUAAGAACAUUCCACUACAACUGACUGUAGAUACAAGAAGUCAACACCGAUACUUCACUUCUUCAUGAGAACAAUCACAUUUUACAAACACUAUGACCAAAAUAUUCUUUAUAUUAUUUGAGCUAUCCAAUAACAUUCUUGCUUUUGUUUUAUUUUAAAAUAUGGUGGUGUUAUGUUUGCUCACGGAUGAGAGCCUGUUUCACUAUAACUUAAAAAACACUACUGGGUAGAGACAAAAUGAAGUUAUUAACACGUUAAUUUGUUUGGGGUGACCAAGGUUAAGGUGGCAGUGUUCACAUUUCUACUUAAAUGAUUCACACCAACUGAGCAAUCACAUCAGAGUUUGUUAUAAUAAAACCAAAUCUGCUGUAAGCGAAGCGAACAAACACACCCUAAAGGUGCUAAUAAUCCAUUGCCAUGACAAGAUCAAAACAUUGAACCUUAUUCCAAUUCCUCAGUAUUUAUUAUAAGCCUAUUGAAGGAGAUGUUUACAGGGGCUAAACUUUAUGGAUUUAUUCAUGUCUGAGGCACAAUCCUGAGCGGUUCCGAUUUUCUCUAUACUUUAAAUCUCGUAAUCUUUAAAUCUUAAUUUUUGCACUUUCUGACACAUUGUCUUGUUAGGUUCUGUUUAACCUGGGUUAUAUUUGCUAUGAAGGAUCAAAUGUAUUAAAAGGAAAUUCUUGUGCUGCUAAACAACAAGCCAUAAGAAAACUUUUAAACCUUGUUAAAUAAUAAAACGAUUAAUAACUUUAACAUGAGACACACCUGUAAAAAAAUCUAAAUAUAAAGAGCACAAGUCAAUGCUUUGAGCUGUCGGUAAUGUUUAUAAAUAAUAUAUGAUUAUAUAUAUAUAUAAAUAUGAUUGAUAAAACAUUUUAUAAUAAAAAGUAAUUAAGUCAAGUGUUUUUUGUCAGACUGAAUUAAGUUUACAUAAAAAUUACUAAAAAAUCGUGCUCCAAAUGUUUUUGCAGUACAUAGUCCCUAAAUAUUUUGGUUGACAGGAGGCGUGUAUGAAGUAUGAAGUUUUUUAAACCUGUGCAACAGGUUUGCCACGUUUACGUUUUUUGUUGUUGUUGUUUUAAAAAAACAAUGCAAUGCAUCACCUAAUCUACAGUAUGUUUUGUAAAGCUCAUACUACUACUCAUGUUAAAAACAACUUCUGUACCCUGCUGUAAAAACCAUAGCAUAGUUCUCAUGCUGGUCUAUGCUGGUUUGGUGCUGGUUUAGCUGGUGGUCACCAGCAUACCAGCACCAAAACACAACAUAUGCUGGUCUUGCUGGUAUGACCAGCAUGGGAUGUUGGUGCUGGUACAGUAUUCUGGUCAUCAACAUACCAGCACCAGUAUCCCAGCCAUUGCUGCUUUUAAAGUGAUUUGUUUGGUCGGUCCACCUGUUGUGUACUCCUGAAUAAAAUCACUUCAUGAAGCGCAAAGGUCUACUGUAUUGUGUGGAGGAAUGUAUUAGAUACAUUUAAACACAAUCGUUGUUCAUUGACAAUUUCUUUUAUGCUCCUGAGUUUUAUGAUACCGCCAGUGACUGUUCUGAUGCAUUUCAGCACCCAUGAACAAUAAAAUCCU